Molecule: messenger RNA, 1095 nt
Organism: Alternaria novae-zelandiae
Lineage: Eukaryota; Fungi; Ascomycota; Dothideomycetes; Pleosporales; Pleosporaceae
Exons: 2
Coding region: 1-1095 (364 amino acids)
Source: RefSeq, a predicted model, not a curated record
AUGGUAGAAAUAUACGAGCGCCCUGGGCCCCCAGACCCUCCAGCUGAGGACGAAGACUGGCCCCAUGAAGACGGCAUUCCCGAUGACGAUGUCAAAUCCGCCAUAGCCGCCAUCAAGCACGCCAGACAGUUCUGGGAUAAGUAUGAAGACCCCACUAGCAGGAAAGCCAAGCAGAAAGAGAAGUUCUAUACCUUACUAGACGGUCACAUCGCGCGACUCGAGGAUGUUUGGGAAGCUGUAGCUUCAUACAACGCAGAUAACUUCUCGUACACGUCGCGAAAGUCAACAAUGGAUGCCAAACUGCGGGAUCCCGAACUCCUUAGCUUGUGGGAAGAGCUAAUCGCCGAACAAGAGGCAAAAGACGAGAACGACGACACUAUGGAACCGCUCCAUAAGGUGGAGCAGAAGCUUCGUCGAAUCGCGCUGACGGGUAUACAAGUCGGUUAUCUGACCAAAAAGCACGGCAAGAAAGAGAAGGCAUCGUAUGGACCUGACGUUCGGAAGCCGGUGUAUGUCUCCUGGUCAAAGGAUCAGAAGCCGCUAUAUCGGACGUACACGGGGAUGCUAGUUCGCCAGCCAGACAUGGUAUGGCUGCCGAACGCGACAGUCUUUGCAGCUGAGAAGGAAGCCAAGAUUCGAUGGCGCGAUGUCAGGGGCGUAUUGACCCUGUACGAGACAAAGCAGCUGAACAAGACGGAGCUUGAAUGGUUCUUAUUGAACCAUGCAGUUAGAGACGUCGCUAUCGGAUACAGGAAGCAGCUUUUGCCGGAACACGACACCGCAGCUACCAACCAGUCCUGGAGUAUCUGGCAGAAUCGGGUCGACACCAAUGAGCUUUGGGCAGCUAAGCUGGCGUCUUUACGAAAGCUUACCCCCAAAGCAAACAGCGCUACAGCCGCAUACGCAGCGGCAUAUUUGGAGCACUACCGAGAGUAUGAGCCUAAUCUGAAGACCAUGCGCGACUGCGAAGUUGACAAGUUCAUAGUCCAGUUCUUGGAUGCAAGAGUACUGCGACCGGAAGCUGGUACGGACGAUGAUUUGAAGCUCAAGCCAUACAAGUCUCCUAGGGAUGUCGGUAUCUUUGCGUCCAACUAG